Molecule: messenger RNA, 1437 nt
Organism: Cinara cedri
Lineage: Eukaryota; Metazoa; Arthropoda; Insecta; Hemiptera; Aphididae
Source: the annotation of a GenBank genome assembly
AUGACAAACGAUGAAGAUCAAAAACGUUUAGGUAAGUCGUAAGUGCAAAUGUUAAUAGCAAUAAUAUUAUAAUUUUUGUACCUAUUUUAUUUGAAGUAUCUACUGAAUUUAAGUUUUGAAUUGUAAUAUUUUUAAUUAUGUGUUCGUCCUGUGUCACGUCUGUAAUACGUUUUCAUGUCAUAUUAUUUUCUGGCUGAAAAAUAAGAAUAUUUUGCCUACCGAAUUUCUACCAUAGGCUACGGUACACUUUUGCCGGCCAAAGCAUAAAAUCAAAAGAACAUUAAUCGGAAAUAUAUAGGGUAUGACUAAAAUGAAUAGGCAUUAGGUUAAGUAUAAUAUAAUGAUAUGCUUAUUAGAGGUACGGGUUAAAAAAUGCCUCCAUUUUUGAAUUUACCCAUCGCGUAAAUAUACAAACUAUAAAUUCCUUAUUUCUACAUUAUUUCGUCAAUUCAAAACACAUUUAAAUUUCGUUGUCUCGAUGUACUUAUAGGUAUAUUAUUUAUUAACUUUUCAGUCACAGAUAACGAAACACUAAAACAAAAAUAUAAGGUGUUGCAACACGAAUGCCAGGUCAAUCAACAAGAGAUAGUCGGCCGAAAGAGAAUUCGAGUGACGAAAUUCCGGUCGCAGCUAAAGUUGCAAGCGGAGUUUAUUUCGAAACUUGGAUUCAUGUUCGCUUAUUAUCUGUUCAAAGUCACCCAGAAUCAAGAGUUUAUCGACAAAAUGAUGUAUCGUCAAGUAAUAAAUGAAAAAACUCAAAUAUAAAAACAAAAACCGCUCAAAACGUACCUAUUAAUCAUAGACUUUAAUGCCCUGCGCUAAAACGGGAGCACAUAUCCAGCAUAAAUAAUCUUUUUGUUAUAAUAAUAAUAUAACCUAACCUGUCCGGAGAAAUCGAAAUCAUUCUCAAAGAGUUAAAAGUUUUAUGGUUACUACCUUGUGCAUCGUAUAAUAAUACUUGACAAUAUAAUAUAGUGCAUUUAUUAUAUUAUCAUCAUGUUGGGCCUAAAAUUAUGUGCAAUACACACACAGUAGCAAAUACAGAAUGAGCGGCUCAUGUGAUAGUGUACAAUUUUAAUAAAUACUAUAAUAAUAUACUGUUAACAUAUUUUUAUUAUUAUUAUUAUUUUGAACAUUUUAUAUUUUCAAAUCAACGUUAUCGCUUGUUUGCAGGAUGAUCUAGAAAAGCUGUCCCGUACCAUGAUUGGCGUACUGACGACGUUCGAUGAUGCUUAUGGAUAUUCAAACACACCCAUUGUAGACACGUAUGAAACGAGAUUCAUAUUGGGCAUAGUCGGAGUGGUGGCGAAUUUGUCAACGACAGAAAAAGGACGGAGAUAUUAUUCAACUAUGAAUUCCGGGAAAACCAUAAUGUGCAUCAUCCUUAAAAUAGUUCAUCGUUUGCCGUCUCCGUCCGGAAACUCAUUGAAAAAGUAA